Messenger RNA from Betta splendens (Siamese fighting fish), 730 nucleotides. Its product is annotated as cellular tumor antigen p53-like. The record is from RefSeq and is a predicted model, not a curated record. Bases 143 to 709 code for a protein of 188 amino acids. Gene Ontology annotation, molecular function: RNA polymerase II cis-regulatory region sequence-specific DNA binding; DNA-binding transcription factor activity, RNA polymerase II-specific. Lineage: Eukaryota; Metazoa; Chordata; Actinopteri; Anabantiformes; Osphronemidae. The transcript has 5 exons. Gene Ontology annotation, biological process: apoptotic process; protein tetramerization; regulation of transcription by RNA polymerase II. Gene Ontology annotation, cellular component: nucleus.
CUGUUGGCAGGUUUGUCCACCGGUCUGCGGGGGAGUUGAGCCUGGUUGUAAACCUCCACACGGUGCGGUUCUCAGAGUAAUGGCUGUCUACAAGAAGACGGUAAGAAAAGCGUUUCAGUGAAAUAAUACCUUCUGUUUUAAAAUGUUUGUUAAAAGAAAACGAGAGAGAGAGAUGCUUUGGCUUUUUGGUUUUUCCUUUUCAGCUGCAGACCAUCACAGUCAUUUGAUCAGAGCGGAGGGCAGCCAAAGGCCUCAGUAUCUUGAGGAUUACAACACAAAAAGGCACAGUGUGACUGUUCCCUAUGAGCCGCCCCAGCCGGGCUCAGAGAUCACCACAAUCCUGUUCAACUUCAUGUGCAACAGCUCCUGCAUAGGAGGCAUGAACCGCAGACCCAUCCUCACCAUCCUGACCCUUGAGACUUCAGACGGACAACUUUUGGGCCGAAGAUGCUUCGAGGUGCGUGUCUGCGCGUGUCCCGGCAGGGAUCGUAAAACAGAGGAGGCAAAUAGUGCCAAACUUCAGACAGGGGCCAAACAAGUGAAGAAAAGAAAUAUUGCCCCAGCAACAGAUCCUGAUAUGUGCAAAAGGAAGUCUGGCUCAAGCACAGACGAGGAGGAAGUACUUAUGUUGCCAGUUAAAGGCCGUGAGCGCUAUAACAUGUUAAAAAAGAUAAAUGAUGCAUUAGAACUGGCUGAAAAAGAGGCGUAAGUAUCUUUAAACUACAAGACA